AUGUCGUUCACGCUGUUGAGGGAGGCCCGUUCGAUAGCAUGCUCGUCACUCCGACAGGGGUCUCGCGCUGUGCGGACAAGACAUUUCGCAACUCCAUCAGGGCAAGUAGCGUUGAGUCCUUUAGAACCGUACAACACUUUAGACUACGGCCUUCGGUUACAAGCCCUCCGCGACGUCCAAAAAUCCAACAAACGACCCCUGACACUAUCUGAAAAGGUUCUUUACAGCCACUUGAUACCCGGCGAAGAAGGAUGGGUUCUCGACGAGAUAAAGAGAGGCAAGACGAUACUGCGCUUGCGACCGGAUCGCGUUGCUUGUCAUGACGCGACGGCGACCAUGGCGUUGCUCCAAUUCAUCAGCGCUGGCCUGCCGCGAGUCAGAGUCCCAGCUUCGGUUCACAGCGACCACUUGAUCGUGGCCGAGAAGGGAGACAAGGAGGAUUUGUCAAGAGCUGCCGGCGACCACCGGGAGGUGUAUGCCUUUCUGAGUUCCGCGACGAAGAAAUAUGGGAUAGGAUAUUGGAAACCGGGCGCCGAUUCUCACGCACCGAACGCGGGUGGCAUGGGUAUGCUGGGAAUUGGCGUUGGCGGCGCCGAUGCGGUUGAUGCAAUGUCCGGCAUGCCUUGGGAACUGGCGUGUCCCAAGGUGGUCGGCGUGCGUCUGACGGGCAAGCUCCAGGGAUGGAGCUCCUUGAAAGACAUCAUCUGCAAGCUUGCGGGUAUUCUCACUGUCGCUGGUGGUAAAGGGAAGAUCAUCGAGUUCUUCGGCCCAGGCACCGAAACCCUCGGAGCGACUGCGAUGGCUACAGUCUGCAACAUGUCCGCAGAAAUUGGCUCGAUGUCCUGCAUAUUCCCCUAUUCGGAAGCCAUGUCACGAUAUCUUUCGGCGACAAAACGGAAAGGCAUCGCCAAAUACGCCGACUCCUUCGAGCAAGAGCUUCUUAUUGCCGACGAAGGUAGCGACCGAUACUACGACGACAUCAUCGAAAUCGACCUAGCGACUCUCGAACCCCACAUCAACGGCCCCUUCACUCCCGACCUCGCCCACCCCUUCUCUCAGUUCAAAGACCAUGUUAGCGAAAGCUCUUGGCCUACGAAUCUGAGCUGCAGCCUCGUGGGCAGCUGUACCAACAGCUCGUACGAGGAUCUCGAAAAGGUCCGCGACCUUGUGAUACAGGCGAAGAAGGCUGGGCUGGAUCGCCCAAAGACACCAUUUUUGGUCAGCCCAGGGAGCGAACAGAUCCGGGCGACAGCUGAAGAGGAGGGUAUUCUUGAGACGCUACGACAAGCUGGUGCCACUGUAUUGAGCAACUCUUGCGGGCCUUGUGUCGGUCAAUGGGACAGGAAAGAUGUCGAUGUCAAGGGGGCUGAAAAGAACUCCGUCAUCUCCAGCUUCAACAGAAACUUCACCAGCCGUCACGAUAGCAACCCUGCAACUCACUCCUUUGUCACAUCUCCAGAACUGGCAACAGCUUUCGCUUUCGCAGGCAACUUGACCUUCAAUCCCAUCACAGACGCUAUCCCUGUGCCCGGCGCGACAACGCCUUUCCGAUUCACACCCCCAAAAGCGGAAGAGCUUCCCGUCGCCUUCUCCCAUGGCGCCGAUCGAUUCCAACCGCCAUUGAUGGCUGACACUUCGGAGUUGACCGUCAACAUCGAUCCUAAGAGCGACCGACUACAACUCCUAACGCCGUUUGAGCCAUGGCAGCCAGGAAACGCGAGUAACCUGACUGUCCUCAUCAAAGUCCGCGGCAAGUGUACGACAGACCACAUCUCCCCCGCAGGUCCUUGGUACAACUACCGCGGCCACCUCGAGAAUAUCAGCAACAACCUCCUUCUUGGCGCCACCAACGACUUUCUGCCAGACGCAAGCACCCUCCAGAUGAUUGGCAAAGCCAAGGACCUCGUCGACGGCGACAAGAUCAAGCCCGUACCCCGAGCAGCGCGGAGCCUGAAGAAGGCGGGUAUCAGGUGGUGCAUCAUUGGCGACAACAACUACAGCGAAGGCAGCUCUCGCGAGCACGCUGCUCUGGAGCCCCGGUAUCUGGAUGGUGUUGCCGUCAUCACCCGGGGCUUUGCCAGAAUUCACGAGACGAAUCUGAAGAAGCAAGGAAUGCUCCCUCUGACGUUCGCUGACCCUGCCGACUAUGACAAGAUCCGGGAUGGAGAUAAGAUCACACUGUUGGAUGUCGAGGAGGGAGAGUUGCAACCCGGGAAACAGGUCACGAUGGAGGUUGCCACGAAGGAACGGUCGAGGUGGAAGGCGAAGCUGAACCACUCUUAUGAGCUGAAUCAGAUCGAGUGGCUACGGGCUGGCAGUGCACUCAACUACAUCAAGCGAGUUGCUCUUGGACAGAGCGCAUGA
Colletotrichum aenigma is the source of this 2364-nucleotide messenger RNA. Its product is annotated as Aconitate hydratase. The transcript is spliced from 3 exons. Bases 1 to 2364 code for a protein of 787 amino acids. NCBI's taxonomy places the organism in Eukaryota, Fungi, Ascomycota, Sordariomycetes, Glomerellales, Glomerellaceae. Gene Ontology annotation, molecular function: aconitate hydratase activity; 4 iron, 4 sulfur cluster binding. Gene Ontology annotation, biological process: tricarboxylic acid cycle. Gene Ontology annotation, cellular component: cytosol; mitochondrion. The record is from RefSeq and is a predicted model, not a curated record.